CUAGGUUUUAUUGAAAACGCAGACUGCGUGAUUCUCGCGCAUAGUUGCACACAUUGGUGAUGUCAUCACGCGAUGUUUCCAAUGCUAUGGCGUACCAGGAAGGGGAGACGCUAGAAUCCUGGCUCAAUAAAGCCACCCAUCCAACAAACCGACAGGAGGAUUGGGAGUACAUCAUCGGUUUCUGUGACCAGAUUAAUAAGGAAUUGGAAGGUCCCCAGAUAUCUGUCAGGUUGCUGGUUCACAAAAUCCAAUCGCCACAAGAAUGGGAGGCGCUUCAGGCUUUAACAGUAUUAGAAGCAUGUAUGAAGAACUGCGGGAGAAGGUUUCAUAAUGAAAUCGGGAAAUAUCGGUUUCUGAACGAGCUGAUCAAAGUUGUUUCUCCUAAGUACAUGGGAGACAGAGUACCAGAGAAGGUAAAGACAAAGAUUAUUGAGAUGCUGUACAGCUGGACAGUGGCUUUCCCCAACGAGGCCAAAAUCAACGAAGCAUACCAGACACUAAGGAGACAGGGCCUUGUAACUAUGGACCCUGAGCUCCCAGUGGACAAGACUCUGAUUCCUUCACCCCCCACACGUCCCAAGAACCCUGUGUUUGACAAUGAGGACAUGGGCAAGCUACUAGCAGAGCUUCUGAGGAGCAAAAACCCAGAGGACCUGCAGGAAGCCAACAGGCUCAUCAAGAACAUGGUGAAGGAGGACGAUGUCAGGGUUCAGAAAGUGACCAAACGCAUCCACACUCUGGAAGAGGUGGGUAUCAACGUCAAGCUGCUGAGUGAGAUGCUGUCCCACUACGACAAGGACAGGUCCUCCCAGUCAGACAGAGAGAUCAUCAAGGAACUAUACGACCGCUGCGACAAGUUGAGACGCGCUGCUUUCAAAAUGGCCACAGAGACUGAAGAUAACGACACAAGUUUAGGUGACAUCCUGCAGGCCAGCGAUGACCUCUCACGGGUCAUCAACUCCUACAAGAAGAUUGUCAAGGGACAGACCGUGAAUGGAGACAUCGAGGAUGCUAGAUCUGCAGCUGGUGAAGAGACCACAGGGAACAGUGACAACACAGAGACCUUGAUUGACCUGGCUGGCAUUGACGUUCCAGACUCCACCUCUGCUCCGCCUGCCCCUCUCCCAUUGGUCUCCGAUCCCACUUCAGCCAAUCACCUGGGGUUCCCAAUCCCUGUCUUGCCUCCUCCUCCAAAAAGGUUGGCCGGGUUGCAUGCCAGUCAGAACAGCAGCCCCAGCCACCCAGCCACCGACAAGGCCCUCAACGCUCUCUCUCUCCUUGACGAUGAGCUGCUAUCCUUAGGCCUGAACGAUCCAGUUCCUUCUCUGAACAGCCAAUCAAAACCAACGCUGAAUGAAAUAGCGAAUCCGUGGACCUCCUUACAGGCUCCUGACCCUGGCCUGGACUUGUUUGGCACUAUAGCAGGGCCAGGCCCAGUAUUUCCCCCAGUCCAGCCAGCGCCAGCCCCCGCCACGGCCCCUGCCACCCACAGCCUCCAGGACCUCCAAGACCUGGCCAUGCUGGACUUUGGAGAGCCAAAGAGUUUGCGUGUUGGCGGCGGAUUCGGGAUGGCAGCCUCUAUGGGAGCCGUAGUACCACCCUCCUUGGGGGCCAUGGUACCCCAGGUCCCCCUCUCCUCGACCUCCCUCCUCCCUGGCCCCAUGCCUGGCUCCCCUGCGUUGUCCCACACCAAAGCCCAGACGCUGAGCUCUGCCCCAGGCAGCCCCUGUUCAGCUCCCUCUCCCCCUUCCACCACUCCUCCUUCCAGGGGGCAGCCCAGCCAGGGGCUAGGACCGGAGACCUCCCUGGGCAACGUGCACGUCCCCCUGGAGGCCAUCAGACCCAGUAAAGGGCUCCCUGUAACGGCCUAUGAUAAGGAUGGGGUGCGUGUGCUGUUGAACUUUGCCUCAGACUGUCCCCCUUGCAGACCAGACGUGCUGGUGUUAGUGGUGUCCAUGCUGAACACUGCACCACUGCACGUUCAGAACGUGGUCCUUCAGGCCGCCGUGCCCAAGUCCAUGAAGGUGAAGCUGCAGCCUCCGUCAGGAACAGAGCUGCCUCCCUUUAACCCCACCCUUCCCCCGGCCUCCAUCACACAGGUCAUGCUGCUGGCCAAUCCCCUGAAGGAGAAGGUGCGUCUGCGCUACAAGCUGGCGUUCACUCUCGGAAACAGGCAGUGCUCAGAGGUGGGCGAGGUGGACCAGUUCCCCCCGCCAGACAGAUGGGGUCACCUAUAGCCACCCCCAUACACCACAGAGCUGAGCCAGGACGGGCCAAACCAACACUCCAUGAUGGGGGUGUUAACCACACAUACCCCAGAGAGAGAGAUGAGCCAAGGAGAGGAUAGGGUGGGAGAACUGCUGCAAUGUUACAGUACCAACAUAGUGCUACCUACCAGCCAACCAUUCUGUUUCUUUUAGAUUGUUUUGAUAUUUACCGUCUUUGUAUUUGCCCAGUUGCUAUUGAGACAAUUGUAACUUUGUAAGCAUAAUAUAGCAUACAUGGCACACACUGAAGUUCAAGCCAGUUUUACAAUAGCUUCCAGAGCUUGUAUUGAAUAUUAUUGCAGGACAGCAUCUCAACUGAAGGGAUACAAGUGCUUUUUCCAUGUUUCAGAAAUUGAUACAAAGAUGUGAAGAAGUGUCACUCUUUAUUUGUUAUUAAGUGUGUUUAUUAACUGAGAACAUCUACAAGGUAUUUUAGCAGGCCAGUCAGUCGUCCCUUAUAUACAGCACUGCAGGACAUUUCCUAACAAACGUAGUCCCGCCCACAAGACAUGCUGGCAAAGGAAAUAUAACUAACACUACAUCCAUUAUUAUGACGAGAUGCAUACAUACAGUGUAUAUACUGUGUGUGUGUGUGUAUAUAUAUAUAUAUAUAUAUAUAUAUAUAUAUAU
Oncorhynchus gorbuscha (pink salmon) is the source of this 2897-nucleotide messenger RNA. Its product is annotated as ADP-ribosylation factor-binding protein GGA3-like. Gene Ontology annotation, biological process: intracellular protein transport; vesicle-mediated transport. Bases 60 to 2237 code for a protein of 725 amino acids. NCBI's taxonomy places the organism in Eukaryota, Metazoa, Chordata, Actinopteri, Salmoniformes, Salmonidae. Gene Ontology annotation, cellular component: trans-Golgi network. The transcript has 17 exons. Gene Ontology annotation, molecular function: ubiquitin binding; phosphatidylinositol binding; small GTPase binding. The record is from RefSeq and is a predicted model, not a curated record.